CUGCUGGCCUCUGCCACAGGAGCCUGGGCAGGAGCCACUGGGAAGUCCCCAGCCUGUCUCCACAGGGCACCGGCACAAAGGAAGUUCACCAGAACCAGGACAAGGGAUGAAUUGAGUUGAGGCUGAGGCCAUGGAUCCUGCUAAUAGAGGAACCAAGAAAUGUUCCCUUUGAAAAGAGAAUCUGGAAGAAUUGUAGGAGGGGACAGGAGGCGUGGGAUGACCGCCAAAGAGGUUAAAUAGGUCACCUCAACGCUGGGCACUAAGACAAACAGAAGGACCCACGAAAACCUUCAUCUGGGUUUCUGGUACAAAGAUGUCACUUCAGAUGCUGCUCCUGGCUGCUCUGCUUCUGGGGACUUCUCUGCAGCAUGCGAGCGCUGCUCGAGGCACCAAUGUAGGCCGAGAGUGCUGCCUGGAUUACUUCAAGGGGGCCAUUCCCAUCAGGAAGCUGGUGGCCUGGUACAGUACCUCAGUGGAGUGUCCCAAGGAUGCUACUGUGUUUGUGACUGUCCAGAACAAGCACAUCUGUGUAGACCCCAAGGACAAGCAUGUGAAGAAGGCCAUCAGAUACCUGAAAAAACAAACGCGGUGACCUUCCCACGAGGCAUUUGGAGACUCCAGGGCUGCUGUCCAUGGUCUUAACAUAAAGCCACCUGUGUCCAGUGGAGGCCUUGAGAGCCCAAGAGCAGCCACAAAGCAG
Messenger RNA from Mastomys coucha (southern multimammate mouse), 700 nucleotides. RefSeq names its product C-C motif chemokine ligand 17 (gene Ccl17). Gene Ontology annotation, cellular component: extracellular region. Lineage: Eukaryota; Metazoa; Chordata; Mammalia; Rodentia; Muridae. The transcript has 5 exons. Gene Ontology annotation, molecular function: CCR chemokine receptor binding; chemokine activity. Gene Ontology annotation, biological process: cellular response to interleukin-1; positive regulation of GTPase activity; positive regulation of ERK1 and ERK2 cascade. The record is from RefSeq and is a predicted model, not a curated record. The coding region runs from base 314 to 592 and encodes 92 amino acids.